Messenger RNA from Carica papaya (papaya), 1678 nucleotides. The record is from RefSeq and is a predicted model, not a curated record. Lineage: Eukaryota; Viridiplantae; Streptophyta; Magnoliopsida; Brassicales; Caricaceae.
UUAUAGGAAACGAAUCCUAGCACAUACAUACACACACACAUAUAUAUAUAUAUUACUUUGUUUGUGUGUGUGUGUGUGUAUAUAUACAUAUUCGUUAAUGAAAAAAGAAAUCAACGAAAACCGAGUAGCUAUGGUGAAGGUGCGCAUGAACACGGCCGAUGUGGCCGCAGAGGUCAAGUGCUUGAAGCGGCUAAUCGGCAUGCGUUGCUCCAAUGUUUAUGAUCUCUCGCAUAAGACGUAUAUGUUCAAGCUAGUGAAUAGUAGCGGAGUGACGGAAUCGGGAGAGAGCGAGAAGGUUUUAUUGUUAAUGGAAAGCGGUGUCCGUUUGCACACCACUGCUUAUGUUCGAGACAAGAGUAACAGUCCAUCUGGGUUUACUCUGAAAUUAAGAAAGCAUAUUAGAACAAGAAGGCUGGAAGAUGUGCGACAGCUUGGUUAUGAUAGGAUUGUUCUCUUCCAGUUCGGUCUGGGCACUAAUGCGCACUAUAUUAUCUUGGAACUGUAUGCCCAAGGAAACAUUCUCCUUACAGAUUCUGAGUUUACAGUCAUGACUCUUCUCCGGUCACACAGGGAUGAUGAUAAAGGAGUUGCAAUCAUGUCGCGUCAUCGGUACCCAACUGAGAUAUGUCGAGUGUUUGAGCGAACUUCCGCUUUGAAGUUGCAUGCUGUGCUCACUUCUCAGGAGCCUGAUGAUGGUGAACCUCUUAAGGCUCACAAAGGUACAACUGAGGAAUCCAACACAUCAAAAGAGAAGCACGAUAACCGCAAGGGCGGGAAGUCUGCUGAGUCAAAGAAAAGCGUUGGUGAUAUUACUCGUACCAAACAAGCCACUUUGAAGAAUGUUCUUGGGGAAGCAUUGGGUUAUGGGCCUGCACUUUCUGAACAUAUUAUUUUAGAUGCUGGUCUUGUUCCAAAUACAAAGGUUUCCAAAGAUGGAAAGUUAGAUGAUGAUAAAAUCCAGAUGUUGGUCCAAGCCAUUGAGAAAUUUGAGGACUGGCUUGAGGACAUUAUUUCUGGUGAAAGAAUUCCUGAAGGAUACAUUUUAAUGCAGAAGAAGAAUUUGGUGAAGGAACAUACCCUAUCUGAACCAGAUGGUUCUAUCCAGAUAUAUGAUGAAUUCUGCCCUAUUUUGUUGAACCAAUUCAAAUCAAGAGAGAAUAUGAGGUUUGCAACAUUUGAUGCAGCUUUGGAUGAGUUCUACAGCAAAAUUGAGAGUCAAAGGGCUGAGCAGCAGCAAAAAGCAAAAGAGAAACAAGUAGACUCUAGAAUCGAUACAUCAAAGUGUAGAGAAGAUAAUUUGGCGUACUACUCUCUCAGUAUAUUAAGUGUUAUAAGCAGAUGGAAAAAUGAGAAUUGGAAGGAAAAUCGUGUCCAAACAUUGAUGAAAGAAGUUGAUCGUUGUGUCAAAAUGGCGGAAUUGAUAGAAUACAACUUAGAAGAUGUGGAUGCUGCUAUAUUAGCUGUCCGUGUAGCUCUUGCAAAAGGAAUGAAUUGGGAGGAUCUUGCUCGGAUGGUGAAGGAAGAGAAGAAAUCUGGAAAUCCAGUGGCCGGGCUCAUUGAUAAACUCUAUCUUGAGAGGAACUGCAUGACAUUGCUCUUGAGCAACAAUCUCGAUGAAAUGGAUGAUGAUGAAAAGACACUGCCAGUGGAAAAGGUUGCACCCAUUGGUACUGUUUAA